Molecule: messenger RNA, 3389 nt
Organism: Syngnathus acus (greater pipefish)
Lineage: Eukaryota; Metazoa; Chordata; Actinopteri; Syngnathiformes; Syngnathidae
Gene: gnb1a
Product: guanine nucleotide binding protein (G protein), beta polypeptide 1a
Exons: 11
Coding region: 455-1477 (340 amino acids)
Biological process (GO): G protein-coupled receptor signaling pathway
Cellular component (GO): heterotrimeric G-protein complex; cytoplasm
Molecular function (GO): signaling receptor complex adaptor activity; protein binding
Source: RefSeq, a predicted model, not a curated record
CCGGAGCUGAGUGCAGGGUUACCGCGCCCAUCUCUGCUGUUUGAUGGCCGCAGGAAGAAGCCACUGAGAUCUUGACGCCGAGGAAGUGAAGAGGGACGACGACGCCGUAGGACGAGGGGAUCUUUUUGGCCGUGAAGGUGGAAUUUUGUGGAGGCUCCGGAGAGCACUCACGUGGGACUCAGAAGGCCUAUCUCGGGGUGAAACACCACCUCGCAUCUGCUCUACUGUGCCGGUGUGGCCCCCCCUCCUCCUCCUCCUCGGCGGGUCAAAACUGUGUUCGGGGAGUGCCGCUCUUCGCUAGCUUCACUGAGCUAAAUCCGAGCGCUUGGCUGGAGAGAGGAGAGACGAGCUCUUACUUGUUUCCAGCUAAUGUGAUUCUAAGCGCUGAUUUCAUUUGAAAGCAGAUCAGAAAGAAUCUAGGCGGCGGAGCGAAGCACACCAUUAGCAGAGGAAAAUGAGUGAACUGGAUCAGCUACGACAGGAGGCUGAGCAGCUGAAGAACCAGAUCCGAGAUGCCAGGAAAGCGUGUGCUGAUGCUACCCUGUCUCAGAUCACAGCUAACAUUGACCCCGUUGGCCGAAUUCAGAUGCGCACUCGCCGAACACUGAGGGGGCAUCUGGCUAAAAUCUAUGCCAUGCACUGGGGCACCGAUUCAAGGCUUUUGGUCAGUGCAUCCCAGGAUGGAAAACUCAUUAUUUGGGACAGCUACACCACGAACAAGGUCCACGCCAUCCCGCUGCGCUCCUCUUGGGUGAUGACGUGCGCCUACGCCCCUUCUGGCAACUAUGUCGCAUGUGGUGGCUUGGACAACAUUUGCUCCAUCUACAACCUGAAGACCCGUGAGGGAAAUGUGCGGGUGAGCCGUGAGCUGGCUGGGCACACAGGUUACCUGUCCUGCUGUCGCUUCCUGGAUGACAACCAGAUUGUCACCAGCUCUGGAGACACCACCUGCGCUUUGUGGGACAUAGAGACUGGACAGCAGACAACUACAUUUGCUGGCCACACCGGUGAUGUCAUGAGCCUCUCUCUGGCACCCGACACGAGGCUGUUUGUGUCUGGGGCCUGCGAUGCCUCAGCCAAACUCUGGGACAUCAGAGAAGGAAUGUGCCGGCAGACCUUCACUGGCCAUGAGUCUGACAUCAAUGCCAUUUGCUUCUUCCCCAAUGGCAAUGCCUUUGCCACGGGCUCAGACGAUGCCACCUGCCGGCUGUUUGACCUGCGUGCCGACCAGGAGCUGAUGGUGUACUCACAUGACAACAUCAUCUGUGGUAUCACCUCUGUGGCUUUCUCCAAGAGUGGCCGCCUACUGUUGGCUGGCUACGAUGACUUCAAUUGCAAUGUCUGGGACACCUUGAAGGCCGAUCGUGCAGGCGUCCUGGCUGGUCAUGAUAACCGGGUGAGCUGCUUGGGUGUGACUGACGAUGGCAUGGCAGUGGCAACAGGGUCCUGGGAUAGCUUCCUCAAGAUCUGGAACUAGAGUCUGAAGAUUAUAUCCGGACUCCAAAAUUGCGUGGAAGACCAUUCCAACAUCACAAUGUUUAAUUGUAUUGCAUAUCCAAUCUUUUCAAAACAUGAUACUGACUCAAAACACCCAAAAAACUAGUAAGGGCAAAAAUCUCUCUCUCUUUCUCCUCCUCUUUAAAAGAGCACAAUUGUCUGUCAAUCAUUCAGCUCUAACUGUGCAGGUCAAGGAAUUUGGUUGUCUCUGAAUGAACGAAUGGAAAAGUUGUUCAUUCCACUCAUGACCACAGCUUGAGUGAAGAUUAUUACACGACAGCGAUUUACCGCUUCAUAGCGUCUGGGCCAUCUUUCAAUUUUUGUUUUUUUCACCCCUUCAUCUCUGUCGAAGUAGAUCUUUAGCUUGUCUGUUGAGGAUCAAAUGAGGAUCAAAUCUUUGUUUUUUUGCUAAUCUUUACAUGUUUGAUAGAAUGUUUUAAUUUGAAGAUAUCCUUGGGAAUUCAGCUUUAUCCCACAGGAGAACAAAGUGAGAGAAUUUUGUUUCAACAGGGAGUCCUCAAGCCACUUCUGGCCCUGCUGUAUAUUUAGACCCAUGAAAUCUUUCUUUCCCCCUCAGUGUAGUCCGCAAAUCUUUGUUUGCACAAAAAUGUAAACUUUGCAUAUAUAGAAAUAUUGUCAAAAGAAAAAAAAAAUUAACUAACCAAGCACAUGCUGUUAUAAAUGAAUGCUCAUUUUUCAAAUGCAAAAACCACAAAAAAGAAACAAAACCAUUUAACAAUUCUUGAAACUCUUUUUUUUUUUUCUUUUUUUUUUUUUUGGUCUCGCGUCAGUCUAGACUAAUGAAAUGAACAUUAACCUAUUUGAUCAUAAUCCAGCCAACCCUUUCUAUAUUUUAUUUUAUUUUGUUUCCCCUCCUGUAGUUUUGUGUUGCUGUGGUUGGGACCAGGGAAUGUGGUCGGGUAGGGAGUUGCUCCAUUUUAGCCAAACUGCGUUUCAGAACUUUCUCGAACAGGUGCCCAUUCUUUGCUUGGAAAUGCAGUUACUACUCUGUGAAUGACAUGUUGUAUAAAUCAAUGUUUGAAAAUAAUAUUGAAACUUUUUAAGUUAAAAACUAAAAAAAAAAAGAUUUUGGUUGUCUGCAAUGGGUGGGUUAUCUCUUAGAAUCGCAUGCUGUAGAAUUGCUUAAAGGUGCAUAAUAUGGAAUUAAGUCCUUUGAUGUUUUCUUUAAGAAAAGAACCUGUUGAAUAUAGAAAUACAGUGGUAUUUAUUUUUCUUUCCCCCCAGUUUUGACUUUCUUUGUUUUUGCUACUCCGUGCAUACCAUAAUACAACUAAAAUGUCAAAGCUAUGCACACGAGAAGCAAACUCAGCAUUAUUAAAGGUUGCUUAGUCCAUACUUGGGAGGGAUUACACAAAUUAUUUAGAACCAAAUGUAAAUUGUACACACUUGCAUAAAUACAUUUAAUCACCUAAACAUACCAAUAGGGCAAAUUUUCAUUCCUUCUGUAGCAAACAAAAUUCAUAAAGGUUUUUUUCUGUUCUUUAAUAAUAAUUUAAAAAAAACUUGCAGCAUCUGGAUGACAGACUUUUUUGUUCACUUGUAAAUUUAAGACGCUCUUCCUUUUAGCAGUAGUGCCAUUGUUUUUUUCGCUGCAACAGUCUGUACAAAAAGAUGUGCUGUGAUUGUGUUUUAGGCCUGGAGUUGGCAAAAAAAUUAAAACUGAAUUUAAAAAAAGGCAACAUUAAAUACCUUUGCUUUUCUCUCAUUCUCAAUCAAAUAACCAUAGAGCUCUGCACCCCUUCUAUUCCCUUUUCACCAUUUGUAUUUCAUUUUCAAGUCAGUCAGUGUACAACCGAAAGCUGGAUGCAAGAUAGAAACUAUAUUAAAAUGUACUGUUAUUUAAAGAUGUAAUAAAAAGCAGUUUGAGAUGA